Epithele typhae is the source of this 1449-nucleotide messenger RNA. RefSeq lists its product as uncharacterized. Lineage: Eukaryota; Fungi; Basidiomycota; Agaricomycetes; Polyporales; Epitheliaceae. The record is from RefSeq and is a predicted model, not a curated record. Bases 1 to 1449 code for a protein of 482 amino acids. The transcript is spliced from 7 exons.
AUGCGGGUCCGAGAGGCUCUCAACGCGCGCGACGUCGCCGUCAAUCGUCUCGCCGACGCGUGCGCGUCCGUUCAAGAAAAGUCCAAGGCCGUCCAUGAGCUCCAGCAGGAGAAGGCUGAGCUUCAGAGGCUACUUGAUAUAUGCAAUAAGAAGAGGGCAGAGGCCAUCGACGAUAAGGAGAACGGGCCUUGCAAGUGCCAGGAAGAUGCGAUAUCGGAGGAUGAAAUGUAUGCUGAGGGCAAGAACGAGCUCAAGGCUACGAUGAAGAAGGUGGAAGAUCAGCUAGCGGCUGUGCGGGUCUCGGAUCCUGCAGGCGGCGGAGAGACAGACGACAAUAAGUACAAGGUGAGCAAUAGGUGCUCUGCCAUCACCACUAUGUCUUCAUCGUCGAUCACCAAGUUGUUGAACGACUGCUCCUCCGCGACGACUCCGCUCAGAGACGUUGCCAACGUGUAUGCUCUUCCUCCGCUGUCGAGUCCGUUCACCAUGCCUCUCACUCCGGCGAUCGAUCAGCCUGACUCUCCUUGGACACCCAUCGACGGAGAACGCACAACACUCCCAACCCUCAGUACCACGGAGAAGAUCAAUGCAAGAUACGCUGUGCUUGCUUCUCUCCCACUCCCUUCGGGAAUUCCAGAGGAUUCUCUCACGCCCAUUCUAAUCCCUUCGCCGCAUUCUAUACAUGAAUUUAUCGCAACGACAUCCGGGGUAGUUGACGUUGCGCAUUUUGGCAGGCUGGGCAACUAUCGUGUCUUCCAGCAAUCGACGACGACCUGGUGCCCCGAGCGCGAGGAACAUGGGUACUACCUCACUCCGGUCUUCAAGUGUAGCACCAACCCCCGGGUCAACACUGCACAUCGUUGGUCUGCUGCCGACAUUGCAUCCAGAUUCGACAUACCCACAGAAUGUUUCUACAACAAGGACGGAAAGUGGUACUACGCCGGGAUAUACAAGUCGUUCCGUCUCGACGAUCUCUGUCCGCAAGAAUGGGAGUGCUUAUCGACCGAAACUUCGCAAGCCCUCAUCAAAGAGACACUGGCAGCGCGCAAGAACACCUCUCCACAAAACAUCUACGAGGUCUCCCAACUCUACUCGGCGGGUGCUCUUCGCGUGGCUUGCAUCGGUGUCCAAUGCAUCGGCUUCAACAACGCUCUCUACCGUGACGUCCUCCAACAUGCUGUCCUGUGUUCUCAGUCUGGCAAAUGGCGCGGCUCCACUGGAACCUUCUCUCCUGGACUUGGACUGACACCUGGAAGCGCUGGCGGUGGUACUGUAUGGAACAGCCCGACGACGAGCUGCGUCCCUCCUGGUAGCGGCCCGGGGAGCAACGGGCGGGGGAUCAUUGGGCUUGCACCUGGUGUUGCUCAGUCCCCGCAGACACCGACUGUCAGGGUCACGCAGCAAGGCUCUCAAGACUCUCAGACUACUUUUGGUGGGCGCCCCGCCUGA